UUAUCAACUUUGUGAGAUAUCGAGUCGGAGUUGCACACAAAGUAAGUUAUUAUCUGCUUGGUCACUUGGAAACGCUCCGUUCCGAAACUCUCAAGUAAAUAGUAAUCAUGAGUAAAAGCAAAACGAAAUAUGUUUACAACCCUAAACUGUUUACGAUUACGGAACCAUUAAAUAUCCAGGAACAUUUUAAAGAAUUCUCGGAUUUGGUUGUAAACGAUUUAAAGGAAUUCGAGGAGUAUCAGGACAUCAAAGGCCCUUCCACAGCCAGACUAAUUCAAAUCUGCAACCCUGAAACAUUGACGAUAGAUAAUGAAAUACCUGUAGAAAGUAAUAAGGUAAACAUGAAUAUGGCAGCAACAUUUCCCAUGUCUUACAACAGUGAUUACACCGAUUUGCAAAUCCUCAAGAGCAAGCAGAAAUUUGAAAAUAAAACUGUUGAUUUACAACCUUUUCCCUAUUACGAAAAGGAGCUAAUGCACAACGAAACUUUAGAUUUAAAACCUUAUGAAGAGGUGUUAUUAACAGUGAAAGUUUAUAAAUCUCUGAAAAUCAAGAACGUCAAAGCUUGUCAAUAUGAAAUUGCAAUACUUUCCUGUCACAGUCUACUUGAUUUAAAGAAUAAAAUGCUUUGCAAUAGCGAUGUUGGUUUUUGCAAGGAAAUUCAACAUCCAGAUGAAACCAUUCCAGGCAACGUUAAAGAAGAAUAUCCAUCGGGUUUUCUGUUUAUCGAAAAUUGCUUUUACAAUAUCACUGAUCAUUCGAACGCCAUCGAUUACUCAGAAAUAAUCCGCGAUUGGGCAAGUAAAUGUAAUAUGGUUCAAUUUACGACUGCCGUUUUGGAAGAGACAAUUAUUAAAGAUCUGAAGAUUAUUUUGGGUGCGCCGUACCUAUUUCAGCAUCAGGGAAAUUGCGAACACGUUUUCGUGUUUUCCGAUGCGCGGCUUAUCAACGGAAAGGAUCCGCUUUCUUCGAGCGUUUUUCCAUAUAUUUUAUCGGAAAACAAGAAGUACACAAAGUUGUGUUUCAUUUGUCAGAAGAUUGCUGCAAAAUUCGUUGUUACCAAUUGUGAUAGGCUUCCGCACAAAUAUAACUUGUUCUGCAAAAAUUGUCUUAUGUCCUAUAAUUAUUUAAAUGGUGAAAAGAUUGGUAAAUUCAAGUUAUACCCGUAUUAUAAUCAAUCGCUAUUGUACGAACAUGCUUUUACAGACUGAAUAAAUAAAU
This is a messenger RNA of Nicrophorus vespilloides, 1221 nucleotides long. It is a transcript of the gene Pbp49, whose product is annotated as snRNA-activating protein complex subunit 3. NCBI's taxonomy places the organism in Eukaryota, Metazoa, Arthropoda, Insecta, Coleoptera, Silphidae. The record is from RefSeq and is a predicted model, not a curated record. Gene Ontology annotation, cellular component: snRNA-activating protein complex. The coding region runs from base 108 to 1211 and encodes 367 amino acids. The transcript has 6 exons. Gene Ontology annotation, biological process: snRNA transcription by RNA polymerase III; snRNA transcription by RNA polymerase II. Gene Ontology annotation, molecular function: core promoter sequence-specific DNA binding; RNA polymerase III type 3 promoter sequence-specific DNA binding; RNA polymerase II cis-regulatory region sequence-specific DNA binding.